Artibeus jamaicensis (Jamaican fruit-eating bat) is the source of this 8835-nucleotide messenger RNA. It is a transcript of the gene PAQR9, whose product is annotated as progestin and adipoQ receptor family member 9. Bases 328 to 1641 code for a protein of 437 amino acids. The transcript is spliced from 2 exons. The record is from RefSeq and is a predicted model, not a curated record. Gene Ontology annotation, molecular function: signaling receptor activity. Lineage: Eukaryota; Metazoa; Chordata; Mammalia; Chiroptera; Phyllostomidae. Gene Ontology annotation, cellular component: membrane.
GGUAUAUUUUCACAUGCAGCGCAUCACAACUGGUUUCCAGUUCUUCAGUCUUCCUAUACCCUGGCCUGCAGCCACCCAAGCCUGCCAGGUACUGCUCGUCAAUUAUGCAUAGGAUUUUCCCAAGCCAACGCCUCCCAGUCUCUGCGAACUGUCUCCAUUCCUGCUAGGAUUCAUCCCUCCUAGACACAGCUCUGCUACGGAAGCCUUCUUUAGGAAAACCUGCAGAUCGUUAGUCUCUGAAUCGCGCGGUGGUGAGCAGUGCGGCCCCGAGUUCUCUGACUUCAGGCUCCAAACAAGAUUCCCAGUUAAAGACACAAGAACACGAGGAUGACUGCGCUGCAGCCCCCGAAGGAACGGUUGAUUAGAGGCUCAGGUCUUCUCUUGAACCUGCAACGACACCCUCGGCGCGAGCACAAAGGCUCCGACGGCGGCCGGCGGGGGCUGCAGAGCGCGCGGGAGCCGGCGCCAGAGGUCGCCUGUUCGCGUCCUAGCCAAGCCAGAGGCACCAUGCCGCGGCGCCUGCAGCCCCGGAGCGCGGGCACAAAGGGCCCGCCGGCCACGACCUCGGCGGCUUUCGCAGCCACCUCACGUUCCCACCCCUCGGCUUCCGGGGACUCUCCGGCCUCCGCCAAACCGCUGCUGCGCUGGGACGAGGUGCCCGACGACUUUGUGGAGUGCUUCAUACUGUCAGGCUACCGGCGGCUACCUUGUACGGUGCAGGAGUGCCUAGCUUCGGUGCUGAAGCCCACCAACGAGACGCUCAACUUCUGGACGCACUUCAUCCCCCUGCUGCUGUUCCUAAGCAAGUUCUGCCGCCUGUUCUUUCUGAGCGGCCCUGACGUGCCCUUCCACCACCCGUGGCUGCUGCCGCUGUGGUGCUAUGCAUCUGGCGUGCUGCUGACCUUCGCCAUGAGCUGCACAGCGCACGUGUUCAGCUGCCUGUCCCUGCGCCUGCGCGCCGCCUUCUUUUACCUGGACUAUGCCUCCAUCAGCUACUACGGCUUCGGCAGCACGGUAGCCUACUACUAUUACCUGCUACCCAGCCUCAGCUUGUUGGACGCCAGAGUGAUGACCCCUUACGUGCAGCAGCGCCUGGGCUGGCACGUGGACUGCACGCGCCUCAUCGCUGCCUACCGCGCACUGGUGCUGCCCGUGGCCUUCGUGCUGGCGGUGGCCUGCACUGUGGCCUGCUGCAAGAGCCGCACUGACUGGUGCUCUUACCCGUUCGCGCUGCGUACCUUCGUCUUCGUCAUGCCUCUCAGCAUGGCCUGCCCCAUCAUGCUUGAGAGCUGGCUGUUUGAUCUGCGUGGCGAGAACCCCACUCUUUUUGUGCACUUCUACCGCCGCUACUUUUGGCUGGUGGUGGCCGCCUUCUUCAACGUGAGCAAGAUCCCUGAGCGCAUCCAACCUGGCCUUUUUGACAUCAUUGGCCACAGCCACCAGCUCUUUCACAUCUUCACUUUCCUCAGCAUCUACGACCAGGUGUACUAUGUGGAGGAGGGUCUGCGCCAGUUCCUCAAGGCGCCGCCUGCCGCGCCCACGUUUUUGGGCACUGUGGGCUACAUGCUGCUGCUGGUCGUCUGUCUGGGGCUGGUCAUCAAGAAGUUCCUAAACAGUGCUGAAUUUUCCAGUAAAAAAUGAGCCUCUACCUUGCAAGAGGCUACUGGUUUGCCCAUUUGUUUGGACUUUCUGUUGUUGCUACUGUUGGUUUGUUUUCCAGUUUUGUUGUUUCCUUCUUUGCUCAAGGAGGUUGUUCUAGAGCCGCAGGGGGAAAAAAGUCUGCUGUGACGGGGGUUUCAAUGCACUUGGGGCUUUGGAAGAGGGAAAUGGGUCAAGCAGGAAGGAGAGGGCCACUGGUUUUUGCCCGUGGACAAAAUUCUGGUGAUGUCUGUGACAUCCAGGGAAUUUUCAAAGGCAGCAAAUAAAAUCCCAAAUAAAACCCCAAACAAUUCGCUUUUCCAAUGAUCUUCUGUGCCAGCGGUAAUAACAAGUAGCCCCUGUGAGGUCAGGUGCGCAUUAAAGAGGGUAAGUAGACCAAAUCCCUGGGUUCUUCCAUUUCAGUCUGAGGAAUGCUUGGAUUUGUCAAAAGAAUGGAUCUUUGUAGGAAACAGGCAUAAAGACAUAAAUAAGCCCAGGGCUUAACCUGCUAGAAAAUGCAUGGAAUGUGAACACAAGUUUAAUUACUUCGAAAUGUUUCUCAGAUGUUAUUUAAAUAGUAAUAUAUACAAUGACUUUUUCAUAAUUUAUCAAGCCUGUGAUACGCACUGAAUUUUAUUUGUUUUUGUAGUUUUGAAUUUUGCAGCCCUUCUGCAUUGCAUACACUUUAACUGGACGCCAGGGCAAGCUGCUUGAGAGUUCUCAACCACUGUACUUCCCCAAACAGUGUUUCCUGAAGGCCUGUGUUCCAUGAUGCAAAUGUGAAUUACUUCACCUUAGGGACUCUCGUUAGACCACUGGGGAGGAGCUCAGUGGUCUAUGUAGAUCCCAGAUGCCCACUUACUUUAAUGUAUUCCACAAAACCUAUCUUUUUUGGUUUGUUUUGUUUUUAAUCUUAUUCUUUCCUUCUUUACUUAUUUAAAUUACCACUGGAAUAAAUGUGCCUUUUGAAGCAACGCCCAAAUGACUGGUCCUCAAAUAUAGGGGAGGGCAGUUGGAGUAAACUGUUUUACUACAAAUCAGGGUUUAACAUUCUACCCAGAAUGGAAGGAAGAAGAUCAUGUUGGUUUCAAGCUGUGAGCAACAUGGAAGUAGCUUACCAGGACACAGAGCGUUUGGCUUCUCUGCCAGGAGAAGGAGCAGAACCACUAAUAUGACUGUGGUUCCUAAUGCAGCCAUCAGGGAAGGUGAAAAGACACUGUUCUAGACCGAUGCCAUCUAUCCUCACUUAAAAAUGCAAUACUCAGGAAUAGGUAAGGCAGAUAUAGUAUGAAAGUCAGGAGCAUAUUACCUGAAUUGUAACUGAAAUUUUUGAGUUCAAUAAGAUUACCUUUGCCUAUUUAAACACUGAAGUUUUCAUUUAGAUGUAGACUUUGGUAAUGAACAGUCACCCUAAAUUAUGGAGAAAUGAGUGAACAUGCUCCUGAGAUAUUUUUUAACAAUCACAUUGGCCAGUGUUAUUUAAGACAUUUCUUAUAAAUGCUAACCUGUACUGGAGGUGGCAACUGUAGAUUAACACAAACCACUGAGGUAGCUUAUUUAAAUACUUAAUACUUCUUGACAAGACCUUUGGUUAAGAGCCAAAUAAGUCAUUGAAUGGGAAGUCUUGACUGCAUGGUAUAAUUUAGAUCAAGCACAUAAACUAGAUGAACACUUACCUCAGUACUGGUAGGCUGAUGCUCCUAAAAAUAUUGCUGUUUUCAUUUGUGCUUUUAAUUGCUACUAUAUUUAUAAGCCAAGAGGCUUGACACAGUUCCCUGGAGGAACCAGUAUGCUUAUGUGUUAAUUUGUACACAAAGCUUAACCUUAUAUAUGUCUAUAUUUAAAUUAGAGCCUCUUAAUGGGAUUGUAAAUAUAUUUUGCACGUUUGCAGAUGGGUGUCACUGUCAUGGCUUUUGCAAAGUGCAAGGAGACUCCUGUUAGGGUACAGAGGCUGAGAAUUUGUGCCUACUACAGACUGUCAUCCUUCACCUGUAACUGAUACAGUACAUGCAUUCAAAGGCAAUUGUGGAGAUUGGGAUAUUUCCACCUGCAAAUUUAUUUGCAUGCCAUUAUUGUUUCUUCUAGAGCCUCAAAGAAGUGGCUUUGGAAGCUAGAGACAUAGGUUGAUGAGUAUUUCAUACCUUCCUUGUAAAAUGGGACCGCCCCCCUUUCAGAAGGAACUUUCAAGAGACAGACUUCUAAAAAGGAUUAAUGCAUUUGAGAACAAAAAAUAAACCUUGUAUUUGUCAUUUAAAAUUUUUGUUGGAGAUCUUGGUCUGCAAACAGAAUUCUCUUCUUGCUCUGUGUCUUUGUCCCUAAGCAGAAGCCCCUUGAGGAUAAAAUUAUACCCAUAUUGUUUUCAAAUGAUUCUGAUGCCCGAACUCAGGAAGAGAGAAGGAGGACUCACUUUCCUUCCUUUUGCUUUUUCCUUCCCCCACUUUACCUUUCCCUUUCCCAUCCUAUCUUAGCUUUUAUAUACCAUACAUAACAUGGACAAAAGGGCAUUCUAGUUGAAAACAUUGUUUUUGUGUCACUUCAUGUUUGCAAAUAGAUACCAUGUGUACUACACAGACCAGGCAUGUUUGUAAAACUGUGUUUGUGCUAAAGAAUAUCCAAUUUCUGUCAAGGUACAUGAUGAUAUUUUAGAAUCAGGAAAUAUUUAAAAGUAUCCAAAUUUGCAUGGAACUGUCCAGGCACAUUACAUAUUUCAGGGGUAUCAUGGCCAUCAGAAUAAAAUAGCUUUAACAAUAUUUCUCACACUCUCCAUUUUGCCACAUCCUUGAAAAUUCACUUUUUCUUUGUUGUGUUAUUUGAAAUGUGGGACAAAUGAUAAGAAUGCACUUUAUCAUCUCUGCACAACCUAUUUUGAAAGCAUAGGAUUUUGAAGCAUAUUAUGUAAUACAUGGUAUUUUUACUUGUUAGUCAUAAUCGAGAUGACAUAAGGAGCUAGAGACAUAGAGUCAUGCCUGGGAAAUGAGGGUGUUGACUUCAAUGCCUGUCACCCUAUGGAGUUGGUCUUUGGGACUGACUCAGGCUGAGUCAAUUGACUAAAGGGGUCCCUUUCUUCCCUGUCCUUGUAGCUGUACCCUCAGCUAAAGAAGAUGACCUUCCCAGAGAAAGGAAGCGAGUUCUUUGGUCAUGUCAUGACUGGCUUGUAAAAAUAAAUGUGCUCUUUUCCACUGGCUAUCCAUUUUCUAUAAAUAGCCCAGGAAGAAAGUAUAGGGCUUCAAAGCUGGCCAGAGUGGCUCACAUGUCUCCAUUCAUAAAUCCUGCCUGAAAGUGCUUGCAGUCAAAAACUUUAAGCUAAUUCAUCAUGCUACUUCAGGGCAAUGAUUUCUAAGAAUGCAAAAUUUGGGCAUGGAAGUGAUUUUUAUAAUUUUUUAUGAUUUGGUGCUGAAUCUGAGGGCUAACAGCAAUUAAAAACAGGGAUUUUUGUCUUCAAAUUUCUUCACAACUUUAUUUAGGUGACCUGUACAAAGCUAUAGCAGAAAACAGUUAUGGUAGGCAUUAUCGUCAUUUCAAGGUUUUUCCGUAAAUCCAAGGCAACAGAAUUGUUUUCAAACUGGUAAUAGAAUGUGGAGAUUUCUGUGUGCUUGACUGUAUUUACUAGUUUGCAUGGCUGAUGUCUGGUGAAGCACAAACACUGAGAGAAAAAAAUACAUAUGUAUGUAAUUGUAAAAUAGAGUGAAGAUAUGGCUGUUCUUGGAUUUGGAUUAUAAAGUCUUACACAAAAUGUUACCAGCUACUUAAUUUUUAUCAUCUUGGACUAUGCAUCUGUUGAAUUCUGCCAUGGUUGACUUCAUUCUGUUAGAGUCUUUGAGUUGAUUUUCAUCCAUUGGUUCAUGUGAUUCCUUUAGUGACCACUGAGCAUCCAUUGCAGGUUAGACCUUGGCUGAGAAUCCAUCACAUUGUCACAGCCAUUACCCUUUUAUCUGUGGAUAGACCAGGGGUCAGAGCACCAGAAGGGCCCUCAGGCCAAGGAUCAGACUCUGAUCUUUGCCAUAAGCAAAAUGUUCCAAGACACUGAAUUUGGUUCUUUUUUCCUUUCUGUUAGCAAAGAAUCUUAUUUCAAUUAACACAUGCUACUUGCCCACAAUCAAUUUCCCUCUUUUUCGUUCUUUUUGUUUCUGCCUGCUCCUAGAUCUUUGUGAAUUUUAUAGUUCAAAAUAACUAGAAAAUUUAAUGUGAAUUCAGGUGAAGGCAUAGCAGGCAUAUAUGUACAUAGAAGAGGUUGAAAAUUUUAUCAUCACUACUAGUUAACAAAGAAUAAUAACAAUCACUUUUGGGAGGUUUAUAAUGUUCAUAUAAUUAUGAAGUAAGGUUCAUACAAAGUGCCUAAAUCGUGAUGUCAUUAAAUGUCUGAAUUCCAUAGAUAGCAUCUAAAUCUCCAAAGAUUAAUGUUUUUUAGCCCUUUUCCUCCUUUAAGAUCUUUGUGUUAUAAUCUAUGAAACGUGCUAGAAAAAUGGAGGGAAUUACCAGAUGUAAAAAAGACAGCAGAAGGCAUGAGAAGGGGAAAGCAAGAAUUAGAUUCGAUCCACCUGAAUGGAACAGCAAGUUCGACUAUGGACAGUUUCGCCUGAGUUUUACACUUGGUCCCUAGAAAGGCAUGUGAACGCCCCUGCCAUUAGUGCUCAAAUAGGCAGGCGAGGAAUUGUGUUUGGCACAUCCUAUAGCUUUUGACCUGAGCACUAGUGCCCAGGUAUAUUUUGAGUGGUACACUUACCUUUGGCUUAAUGUCUUUAAUUUGUGUCCAUAAAAUGAGGGCAUAAGGCAAAAUGCAUUAGGGAUAGCACCAUCCAGUUGUAAAUUACCUUUUGAAACCCUUUCUUGAAAGAUUGACAGUGUUCUGUCCUGUAUGGCCUGAGGAAAAGCAAACACAACUAGAUGAGCUGAAAAGGUUGUACUUGUUGGUUGAAGGUGAGAACCACUCCACUCCUUUGUGACAGGCCACACACCUUCCCGGUCAAAGACUUUAUUUCAUCAAUGUUAUGAAUAACUGUUUCUUACAUGUGAAAAUGGGUGUAAGUUCUUCUGAGUCACUUUUCCAGAAAGCUGAUACAAAUUUUUGGCUUAUUGAAAGAGGCCAAACGUAUUGCAUUUUUGGUUUACAGAUUUUUAACCAAUUUGCAGGCCAUUUUGUUUUAGAGCUUGUUGAGUGUGAGAGCAAGUUGCAGAACCAGAAUGUUCAUUUAUAGGUGAGGGGCCAAGAAUGCUGAUUUGGCUGUUAAUUGCGGAAGGACGUGCCUGUUAAAAGCUCUGAACACACAUUUAUAUGCAACAAAAUUCUCACUUAUUUAUUAUUUAACUCAAUGGAAAAACUGCCUUUUUUUUGAGCUUUUGAAAAUGUUUCCCCAAUAUAUUGUGCUUCUAAAUGUAAUGCAUGAGCUUUAAUACUUUUUCGUUUUGGAACAAUCUCUGGAAGCUAUUCCAAACAUGGCAUUUCUUAAGGAAAAUUUCUUGAACGCCUAAAAGUUGCAGGUCACCUUUCUCAUGCCUUACAGCUCCACGUAAAACAUGCAAUAAUACUCAAGUAAAAGUGGAGGGGUCUCCAGCUGGUUCUUUAUCCAUGCUGUAGAGAUGGCCCCGCCCCUCCUGGCUCACCCCAGCAUUGAAAAAAGAUGCCAUGUAAAUAAACCCUUGUUUUCAGAUGAAGAUAGUAUAGGGAUACAUGAAUUUCACAUCUUCUUUUAGUUCCAUUUCUAGUUAGGUAGCAUAAUACGUUUUUCAUAUGCUGGAUGCAAACAAGAAAAUUAAUAGGAAAAGUUUUAAAAGAAAUAUUCUCACUUUGUAUUUUAAAAGUUUAUAGCAGCAAUUUGUUUAAAAAAAAAAAGGCCUUAGCACAUAGAUGAGAACCAGCGCCUUUUGGAAAGACUCAUCUUUGUCCUGGGAGUUUAAUCACCUUGAACUCUUACCUGAACAAUAAAGACCGUAGGUCUUUAAAAGUGUAAAUAAUGUAUAGUUGAAAAGAUGGGUUAAAAAAACAAUUUUUUAAAAGAAGAAUACUGUCAGAUAUGUUAUAGUAUGUCAUAGGUGUGUAACAAGGCUAAAUUCAAAAGUCUUUCUAAAAUGCUUGUUGGAAACUUCAUUAAGGUCACUCUCUCAGCAAGGCUUAGCACAGAUCUACUUUGUACCAGGCUGGUUUUCUGUUAUGGAGGCUAUAAGCAAAAUUAUUCCAAGCAGCUAAGUAUCAAGGCAGUAAAGGGCUGAGGUUACAGAUCACUUCGAUGAGGGUACAACCACUGUGAAUAACAUAAAAGUAACUAGAAAAAUGCACAGCCCUGGACACCCUGCUCCUUAUUUGUCUCGAGUGGAAAGAGUAAAGCCCCCUGCCAUCACUACACAGACCGGGGCAGGGACAGGCUAGGUGCCGGGCUGGGGGAAGUUCUGUGACUUGCAGUAGCUGUGCACUCCUUCCACUUCGUCCUUCUCUCAGACCACUGACACCACCCUGGAAGCCUCCGCUUUCCACAAACUCAGCCUGGAAGACAAAAGGUUUCUACAAAGAUUCUAUUUGGGCCUUCUCAAGCUGUUUGCCUUAUGAGGUUCAUCCAUUUCUAAACUAAAGAUUCAAAUAUGAUUACUGUACUCAGAUUUACAAGAAUGUACAACCAGCAGGUUCCCUUUUGCAGUAAAGGGCAUUAGCUGAAGGGCCAUACUCAAUUUUUCCUUCAGCUCAGAGGCAGACAGAGGAUUUGCAGCGACCACAUAGAGAUCCUUUGGUAUAGAGAUCCUUUGGUAACAGGUUUUUCGUUUUUAUAUUUUUAGUUCAUUUAAUGGUGAUAAUGGAGGGAGAAGAGAGUAAAGGAUAAUGCGGGUGUGGAAAAAGAAAGAAACAAUCAUUUUUUCCACUGCUUGCUAAGUUAAUUCUUAGGCUGCUCUGGCCCCAGCCAUCAUAUACAUUCUGGUCAGCGACAUUUAGCAGGCUAGAAAAAUUUUCUCAGGAUUUGUGAACUUUCCUACAGGGGCUACAAUGUGGGUUCAAACCAUUAGCAUAUUCUGCCAAGCAUUGUUUAUUCAUAAUUCCACAUUACCUGGUAAAUUAAGAAGAACAAUCCAUAGAAAUAGGUAUCACUUUGGUCAGUUCUGUGAAUGUAGCUGAACAAACUUGUGACUUACUUCUGUUGUGUACUUUGCCAUGAUUUUGCUUUUGUGAGACAUUUGUUCCCUACAGUCUUGAAUAUAAAAUUCUGUAUAACU